GGGGACGUAUCUGCGAAAACGCCGAGGAAUCCCACUCCCCCCUCCUCUCCCUCUCUUCCUCCCCUCGAGGCGCCCGUCUCGUCGCUUUGCUCCCCACGAAAGAAUUCUAAAUUCUUGCUUAACAAAACGAGAAAGCGGAUCCUGUCCUUCGUGGGAUCCGCAUCGGUUCUUGCCCUCGCCGCGUCGAAUCCGGCAGCUCUUCUUUGCUCCCCUGAAUCCCUCCGCCGCCGUCCACUGAGCCGGCGGUCGUUGGGAUCUUGCGUCGGGGGGCGAUCCAGCCGGGGGCGGAGAUGGCCGGCGGGAAGGAGCCGAUCGAGGUGAAGUUCCGCCUGUUCGACGGCACGGACAUCGGGCCCAACAAGUACGACCCCGCCACCACCGUCACCGCGCUCAAGGAGUUCGUCCUCGCUCGGUGGCCGCAGGAUAAAGACAUUGUUCCAAAAACUCUCAAUGACGUGAAGCUCAUCAAUGCUGGAAGGAUACUUGAGAAUAACAAAACUCUUGCUGAGUCUCGAGUCCCAGUAGGAGAAGUUCCAGGAGGUGUGAUCACGAUGCAUGUUGUUGUACGCCCUCCCCAAAGUGACAAAAGUGAUAAGCACCUCUCGAAUUCUCCCAAGCAGAACAGAUGUGGGUGCACGAUAUUGUGACGCUUCGGUUCAGCCCGCGUUGUGUAUUUCUGUAUAUUGGUGCCAUCCAUCCAUGCUCACAACGAUUGCAAGUUUUCACCCUAACAAUUGAUUCUUGCAAGCCAAUUCUUGAAAAGCCUAGAGGCGGUAACUUAACACCCACAUAUAUUUCAUCUCUGCUCGACGGUAAGGUUUGGUUACGGCAGGGGCCCUUCCACAUAUCCAUGUAAGCUGUAACGAGUAUGCAGGAAAGUCAAGAGCUGGGGUACUCGCUGUUGUUUUUAAGAUGUAGACAUUGUGUAGUGACGUCGUAAAAUGAGGUUCCACUUCUUCUUUUUUGCUUCUACAUAUAUACUCGUAUAGUAUUUGUUGAGAUUUUUCCCACUGAGUUGCUGAUACUACAUAUAUAUAUAUCCGUUAUUAUAAUGUAAUAGGGAAGUGAUUUCUGUCCAAAAGUGUAAAGGGGAUAUGUUGGACUGACGGAAAGCAGUUUGUAUGUGUGUUUU
Messenger RNA from Hordeum vulgare subsp. vulgare (domesticated barley), 1132 nucleotides. RefSeq names its product membrane-anchored ubiquitin-fold protein 3-like. The transcript has 3 exons. The record is from RefSeq and is a predicted model, not a curated record. The coding region runs from base 291 to 647 and encodes 118 amino acids. Gene Ontology annotation, molecular function: protein binding. NCBI's taxonomy places the organism in Eukaryota, Viridiplantae, Streptophyta, Magnoliopsida, Poales, Poaceae.